CAAAAGCAAUGGACACCUUGCAAAAUCAGCUGUCAAAACGAUUUAAAUACUGUAACUUGACAUCUAUCGGGAUGUAGCUGCACGAAAUCCUCGGAACAGUUGGAUAUUCUACAACAGAGGAUGUAGAUAUGCUAUUAUAGUGCAUACUCAAUGCCAUGUUGAAGCAGACGAUGGGCUAAUAUGCCCCCAAAAUGAGAACCAUCCUCGACCAAAAAAUAUUCAAUUGACACGGUCGAUGGUUUGGGGAUAUGCAUCAUUUGUUGAUAACCGGCUGUCGAACAACCUUUGGUCAGUCAUGACUUGUUUCACGUCAAGAAAUAUCUUCUUUGCUGCUGUUUUCCUGACAGCUUGGGACCUCUCCAACGCAUCUUGCAGUGGUCGGAAAAUCUUGAAGGGUCAGCGCGGCCAAAUAUCCGAUGGACCAGAUAUUUAUUCAGCCAAUGCACAUUGUGAAUGGCUUAUUGACGCUGGCGGACCCAACAAGACAAUCCAGCUGGAGUUCAAGAGCAUGUCGACAGAGUGCUCGUUUGACUUCCUGUUUGUGUAUGAUGGAGACUCACACACAAGCCCAAUGUUGGCCAGCCUCUCAGGGGACAGUCACCCAUCGCCUGUUAUCGCCACUUCCGGAUAUAUGUUACUGUACCUGUUCACAGACAGAAACUAUAUGCGUGACGGCUUUGAGACGAACUACUUCGUCUAUGACUGUCCCUGGAACUGCACUGGCGGACACUGCGUGAACCACACCUGCAUCUGCGACAAAGAGUACACCGGUAGUGGCUGCGAGCACCGGCUCUGUCCUAACUCAUGCAGCAACAGUGGUGUGUGUGAUAAGUAUGGGCAGAAGAAGUGCCUGUGCAACGAGGGAUAUACUGGGCAGAGCUGCAGCCUCUCCACUCAUGACAACAGCGGGACAGGAAAGUGGUACACACUGGCCGAAAAUGGCUACCCUGCUCAUUACAUCUCACACGGCUUCUUUCAUGACCAGACAGAGUGUUUGUGGAUGUUUGGCGGAUAUGAUCUCAACAACGUCCUAGGCGAUGUAGUCCGCUACUGCAUGAAGGAAAACAAGUGGGAGAGUCUCACCAAAUCUGGAUCCUGGCCAGAGGGGCUUAAUGGCCAUGCAAUGGCUGGUUUUAAAGAAGGGUUCUAUAUAUUUGGUGGCAUCCUUGCCAAUGACUCCCAUAGUAGCGAGUUGUGGUUCUUUAACCUGACCACUCUUGAGUGGACGAAAGCUUUAAACAGCACGGUCAAGCCGUUGCCUGUCACUGGUCACACACUGACCACAGUGGAAAAGUGGAUUUAUUUAUUUGGUGGGAAGACAGAAGAUAGGGUAUUUAUCGAUCAUAUAUACAGAAGCCCCUCGGAGGGGGAACAAUGGGAAAAGGUGCUGGUAAGGGGAGGUAACUACCCUCCAAAAUGUCUCGUAGGACAUACAAUGGUGUAUUACAAGGAAGCCAAGUCUCUGGUGGUGUUUGGUGGAUACAAGCAGAAAAAUUCCAUCAUUAGUCACAGAAUUAAUCAACUACACAUGUUUCAUAUUGAGGACAAUUACUGGUCACAGAUCCAUAAUCAAGAGGUGAACCUGUCUAGUACUCCCGGUGAUCGGGCCUUCCAUUCUGCUGUCAUCCUGGGCAAUUACCUCGUCGUGUAUGGGGGCAAUACUCACCUUCACAACAGCCUGGAGAUAUGCUUUAACUCAGGGUUUCAUUUCUAUCAUCUUGGCUGCCACAUGUGGAUGAAUCAUACUCACUUCACUGGUCUUUCAACUGCAUCAUUACCAAGGACUGGACGGUUUGGCCACAUAGCAGUAGCAGCUUACGGUGAUGUCAUGUUGCUAGCCGGUGGCUACUCUGGAAAAGUCCAUGGGGAUCUCCUUGCUUACAAAGUGCCAAUCGCAGUUGCUCAUCACCAGAUGAUGGCCAUGAUGGAAUGUAGGUUCGAGGAAGAGGCGAAGGCUCGACGGAACCUCUCAUCUGCUGACAACGUGCGCAAACCCUCGGACAUCUGCGCCGAACCUACUCCUCAUAGAUCUACGCCACAAGACUACGUUGGCUUAACGAUACCCUUAUGCGAAGGUCCACAGUCUGACGACUCUGUCAUCAUGGAGGAAGAUAGAAGGCAUGAGAAGUCUACUCACACGCUCGACAUCUACAUCUGCGAACCCUCAACGUUCAAGAAACACCUAAGGAUCCAUCUCCAACACCAAGCUGCUCUAGAUCAAGAUCACACAUCUCUCACAGACGUUCGCGAGAACCAGGUUUACGGAAGCAGGAUUCAACUUGUCGGGAUGGAUCUCAAGAUAGAUGUUCGCGAAGAGCCCUCCCCGACCUCCCCACUGGAAACACCGGAUUGCACAGCAGAUGCAAGUUCUUUGGCAGAAAAAUCAGGAGAGAGUGACAAUCAAGGUCGUGGCGUGGAUGUCAUCAACUCCCCAAGGCUCAGCGUGUACAACGAGAAGUGCAUGUGGUGUGUCAAAGAGGCCAAGUGUCAGAAACAGACAGAUCCGAAAGGAACAUGUGAGUCGGCCAACAACACUGUGUCGGGGCUGGAGGGCUGGUGAGGGACUGAGCGGAACCUCACCACCAUAGAGCAGUGUGUGCUGGAGGACUACCCUGCUGGCCUCCACUGGAUGCACGCUAUAGGAGUCCCAAGAACACCACCUUUCCUGAUGAAUUUAGGAACUUUUGCUGACAUUUGCUUCAGAGUGAGCCUGAUUCGCAAGGCAGAAGCUCGACUGAAGUUUGUGUACAACUUUGAAGGAGAAGUAGCACGGCCAUUUGUGUAUAGUGCUGACAUUAUUGGCUACUUGCAUCCACUGAAUGCAGUUCCUACCCCUGACCGCCAGCUGAGUCUGUACCAUGGUAUUCAGCAGGCUGAGGGAAAGCUCUACCUCAGCCGAGACGAAGCCAGGGAUCACAAGGAACUUGUCUCACAUGUGGAGAGCCAGAAUGAAUAUACUUCUAAAAUGGCUCGUCGUCGUGACAACAGUCCAGUCUUCCCCUACGUUCAGCGUGGCUUCAAGUACUACGUGGAACAAGAAACAGAACAAACAAUAAAAAGCAGCCAGAACCUGAAAAGCAACGAUAUGUUCUAUCCUUCAUCACAUACAAAACUGGCAUGGAACCGAGAAAUCAAAGCCACCUUCAACCAGCCCCGAGACAUCACUUACGAGUUCCUUGAACCAUACAGCAACGGUUCCUGCAGUGGCCAUUACAACUGCCUGUCUUGUUUGACCGAUGCCCUCUGUAGCUGGUGUCCAGCAACAGACACCUGCUUGAGACGCGACACUCUGAACAACGAGUCAGCAUGUAAUGGCCCUCAUGAUCCCUACCUGAUAACCAGCAUGGCUGAGUGCCCGUGCUGUGAUUACUACGUCAGCUGCCACACCUGUGCUUCAAACCCCCUGUGUGAGUGGGUGUCCGGCGAUGGUCAGUGUAAUACGAGGCGUGGACGUGUGGAGCAGACAAUACGCAAUGCUAGUGAAUGCCAUCCACCUUGUCACAUGCGCACCACAUGCAUUGACUGCACCCACGGGCAGGAGAAGUGCGCAUGGUGCAAGAACACCAAGAAGUGUUUGCCGUUCUCUGACUACGUCACACGUUACCUGAUGGGGGAGUGCACAGGCUGGGUGGACAACGACCGCAAGGGCAUCAACUGCAGCGACUGCUCCCACUACAACACGUGCAAGUCCUGCAUCCAGAACUAUGGGCAUGGGUGUGGCUGGUGCGGCAGCACAGAGAACCCCACCAUCGGGGGUUGCCUCAAUGGAGACUUCUCUGGUAUGUCACGUACAUCACCUCUGUCCCAGUGUAUAGUAGGGGUGAAACGGUACACUCUUACCACGGUGCCGUAUGUAUUGCAGUACAAGGUCUUCGGUUUGGUCCGUUUCGGUUCGGUACCGAAGUAUGUGCCCCCUCUGGCCGGCCACAGUCUCACUGAAGUCGGGGAUGCCAUGCUGAUUGUGAUCGGUGGCUUCUCCACAGAAGACUACUUCUCAGACAUGGUGUUUGAAUACAAGGUGGAUGAGAAGAAGGACAUGAGGUGGAGGCUGUUCGGGAUGGAGCUCCUCCGUGGUGCUAUCCCUGUUGGUCUGUAUGGCCACAGUGCAGUGUUUGAGCCCAUAUCACAUACAAUCUACGUUUAUGGAGGCUACAUGUACAAAUCCGGCAGCUGGUAUGUGUCCCGUGACCUACUGCACGCCUAUGACGUAGUUGCUUCAAUGUGGAGUUUGCUGGUUCCGGAGGGGAAUGGCGAGGUUACUGCCAGGGCCUUUCAUACUGCCGUGCACUUGGAGGACAAAAUGGUGGUCAUCGGUGGCCUGGAGGCAGACGGGAGUCGCGUUGGACAUCUGCUGAUUUACAAGUAUCGCUGCAACACUAGGCACAAAGUUGACAAAGACCUCGGAACAGGACUUGAGGCAGCAGCAGUUGUGGGCAUCAAAGCUGUUGUCAGCGACAAUAACAUCUACCUCUUUGGCGGCUUCUCUGGCACAACAGUUGGCACUAUGUCUCGUCUUACUGUUCCUGAUGAUGUCUGCAAGCUGAUCGACACGAAAUACUGCAAUCUGCAAGGGUGUUCACUCUGCACCAGCGUGGUGGAGGGCAAGGAGAACGAGUCCAUCUGCUAUUCCAGUGAUGGAGAGAAACCUGAAGGUUGUACGAGUGAGGACAAGAAGCUGAAGUGUAACAACCUGUGGUACAACAGCACCAACUGCUACAGAUACACCUCCUGCAGCCAGUGUCUGGCAGUCUACCCUCAGUUCAAGGACCAGUCUCCGAAGUGCCAGUGGUGUCGUAACUGUCCAGAAGGCAAGUGUAUCAGGAAGGAUGCUGACUGUAAAGAGGAGACGAAGUGUAACGGCCAGCAGGACUCCAUCCACACUGCCAAGAAAUGCUUCCAAUACUUGUGUCCCUACUCUAACUGUGAACGAUGUACUGAACAUGAGAGUUGUGGCUGGACCAGGAAUGUCAAGAGAUCAGGGGAGAGCAACCGCUUCAUCAGUGGAGAUCCGAUUUAUGACUGGAACUGUGUGGCAACAUCUCUCCUCUCCAAGAAGGGGAACCACAGUAACUCCAUGCCCCCCAACAACUGCACGCGGCGCUGCUACACCUUCAAAACCUGCGACAUGUGUCUGGCCUCAAGUGGAGGGGAAGGGGGUUCUCAGGAGUGCAUCUGGAGUGAGACUCUACAAGAGUGUAUGCCUCCUGCCUACCGCCCUCUUCGAUGCUCAUUUGGAGAAUGUGGGUUUGUCAUCCAACAGAGGAAAAAUAAAACCCUUCAACCAACUGCUCGUUGCCCUCUGCCCUGUGGCAACCACACCAAGUGUGCUGAGUGCAUUACAGCACCUGGGUGUGGCUGGUGUGCAUUCGGGGGACAGAAUGGCCUGGGGGUGUGCAUGAAGGGGGGACGAGCUGGACCAUCUGGCGGGGCCUGUCUGGAUGACCAUCGGAUGGAGAUGCACCUCAGAAAGACGGAUAAAUUUACAGAAACACAGUCCGACGGAGUUGCUGGUGCCCACAUCUGGUCCUUUGACAGCUGCCCACCUGAGAAUGAGUGCCUCAAUGGUCACCACACCUGCAACGAGAGAAGACAGAGCUGCAUUGACACUCCCUCCCACUUCAAGUGCGAAUGUAAGAGCGGAUAUGUGGCCACUCAGCAGGGUGAGCAGUGUGGACCAGUGUGCCACCAGCGCUGUAAUCAAGGCAAGUGCGUCCAUCCUGACCAGUGUGAGUGCAACUUCGGUUGGGUCGGCGUCAGCUGCAACACGGAGUGCCAGUGUAACAUGCACAGCAACUGUGAGGAUGAAACAAAAGCUGAUAACUGCACCCAGUGCCUCAACAAUACUCAGGGAAAAGAUUGUGGAGAGUGCAAGGAAAACUUUGUGGGCAAUCCGAAGAAGGGAGGAAAGUGUAUACCUUGCCAUCAGUUCUGCAACAACCAUACUAACAAGUGCAGGCUGGAUAAUGACCCACUCAGCAAGAGCAGACGAGGGCCAACGGAGGAUGAAGCUAUAUGUGUGGACUGCCAGCAUAAUACUCAGGGCGUGCACUGCCAGAUGUGUAUGCAAGGACACUUCAGACUGCAGGAAGAACCCAAAACUAAAGAGUGCACUGCGUGUCAGUGUAACGGCCACAGCAACAUGUGUAACCGACAGACUGGGGAGAGUUGUCUGUGUCAGAACAACACGGAGAGCAAGUGUGACAAGGACAGUACAGAGCCAUGUUGGCAGAGACAGUGUUCUGAGUGUCGGGAGUACUUCAUGGGGACCCCCACCAACAACCAUCAGUGUUACCGCCAGAUGACUGUAGACAAGGAGUAUUGCUUCGACCCGGAGACACAGAACAACUGCAACCGAGAACCUAUGGCCCUCAGACAAGGAAGAACGGUCUUUUUUGCAGUCCAACCAAAAUAUCUGAACGUCAAUAUUCGUAUUACAAUAGAUGUAACGAUGGGAGGGGUGGAUGUGUAUUUCUCUAACAAGGAAAACACAUUCCGUGUGAUAGUUGGGAAGGGGACAGGAAUCCACUCAGUAGACAUGGACAAGGAAGCACUGGAAAGCAAGUUAUCAGCUGUAUCUGUAUCACAAGGGUUCUUCCAGGACGAAAGAAAAGCCAAUGAUCUGAACACUUUCAUCACAAUCUAUCGACAGAACACCAUCCUUAGAGUCCGUGAUGUUAGAUUCCGACUUAUUAUAACCCUACCCCGUGACAAUCAUGAGCUGCGAACAGCUCGUUUCUACUUGAUUCUGAAAAGCCAGGGUGAUGGAAACCAUAACGUGACAUACGGCAGUUUGUAUUUCCGCCAGGAUCAGCCUCACAUCGAUCUGUUCGUCUUCUUCUCUGUCUUCUUCUCCUGCUUCUUCCUCUUCCUCGCCAUGUGUGUUAUGUUGUGGAAAAUGAAACAGGCCUUCGACGCACGGCGCACACGCCAACUACGAGCACGGGAAAUGGAGUGCAUGGCAUCACGGCCAUUUGCCAAAGUUCUUUUACUAGUGGAGCCUGAACACUCCAUCUCAAUGCCAGCUAUGAUACCUAAAAGGACUCGUGCAACGAAAAUCACUCGAAAUAUUCACCAGAUCGAAAGCCCACUUCAUAUCCCCACGUACCGGGAUGACCAUUUGAACAUUAAUCCCAUAGCAAUAGAGCCAACUGACGACGGCGUAGCAGCAGUCGGGACAGUUCUCAUUCAGUUACCAGGGGGGAACAGUGUGCCCUCAAAACUGUGUCUAGGGUCUGCAUUAACAAUGCGAAUUAACCCACCAAUUUCUGCAACUAAGAACAUGCGGCGCAGGCCGAGUGCAUCGUCUUGUUGAUUGUUGCUGUCAUCGUGCAUGUGGAUGAAUGAGACCAAAUCUGUGUCAAAGUGAAUGGAUUCAACUUGUGAUUCUUGGGAAUUUUGCAGAUUUCACAUUUUACAUUUUUUUCCAGAAUGUCUGUUGCUGUUCUCUUUACCAUUUGUAAUGGUUACACUUGUGUCGAUGACCUCCAGUUUGUGUCUGUGGGUUACAAUUGUUACAUGUGUGUCGAAGACAUUUCAAUCUCUGUCAGUAACCGGUUACUAUGGUUAUGUAUGUGUCAAAGACCACCAAUCCUAGUUGGUACUAGUGACAGUGGUUACGAUCUGUCAAAGACCUUCAAUUUGUGUCCUUGGAUACCAGUUAGCGUGGUUACGAUGUGUCAAAGACCUUCAAUUUGUGUCUGUGGAUUAGCUUGGUUACGAUGUGUCAAACACCUUCAAUUUGUGUGGUACCAGUUACCAAGACUACGAUGUGUCAAAGACCUCUAUUCUUUGGCUGAUGGUUUGAGAGCCGUCAAGCAAAUAAGGGAGGAGUAACAACUGCCAUUUCACGACAUGUUUCUCUUGUGGCACAGGUAUCUUUCCAGUAUCCUAGCCCAUAUUUAACCUCGGUUUUUUUGUGCAAGGGAAAUUUUUUGGUGAUGAUUCCAUGACAUAAUGUCACUGUCAUGGCAAACUGUUCCCUCCGAGAUCCUUCAGUGUGAUAUAUAUUAACAAGAAUUACUUCAGAGAUAGAACUUAAUAAGCAGAAAUGCCUUUUUAAACAAAUACUCUAAAUGUUGUGGCUGAUCUGCAUGGAAAGUUACGUUCUGUCUCUGUAAAUUAAUUGUAAUGGCAUGUUAAUUUUACUUUUUUAUUCAACAGUUUGUUUUGAAAUGUUGGUAAAAUUUCACAUUAUGUCAUAUCGAUAUUUAGCGAUUGUCAUAAUACAUCAUGCCAUUUUACGGUGUACAGAAAUUUGUAAAUCUGACUGAGGUAAUUAAGGAUUUGCUUUUCACCUGGAAGUGUCACAUUGUAUCAUGGGAUAUCAACAUACCUGCCACAUAAAAGAAAUUUGCUUAUGAGCAAACAGUUUGUGAAAUGAUCAUGACGGACAUUGCACUAAAGACAUGAAACAUGUCAUUAUUUGUAGACUUUGCACGAUACGUGAUGCAGCAUCACUUGAGUAGCAUGGGCUCUUGACCAGUUCUGCAAGUGCCUUCCUGAGUAAUUUGAAUAGUCUGUUCUGAUGAAAAUCAC
Molecule: messenger RNA, 8535 nt
Organism: Haliotis rubra (blacklip abalone)
Lineage: Eukaryota; Metazoa; Mollusca; Gastropoda; Lepetellida; Haliotidae
Product: multiple epidermal growth factor-like domains protein 8
Molecular function (GO): protein binding
Source: RefSeq, a predicted model, not a curated record